AUGCAUAACCACCCAACGGAAACCCUCAAAACCCUGAUAGACUCUGGCGCAACAUCCAAUUUUAUAUCACCCGCCAUAGUUGAAAAAUAUAAAAUACCAAAAACCCUACUCGAAAAUCCACGAGUAGUGAGAAUGUUAGAUGGUACAAUAUCCCAGACUGGUCGCAUAUGGCACCAGGUACAACUUGCGGUCUCGGCCAACGGCCAUCCCCAUUCCAUCCCCUUCCUAGUCUGCCCUAUUGGCAAUACCCCAGCUAUACUUGGCAUGACAUGGCUUACCCAAGAAUCCCCACUCAUCGACUGGUCCUCUGGCAUAAUUUCAUUCCCAGACCAAGCCAAAAUUGCUUCCAAGGAAGAGGCCGAUCCAGACCCAUUAGCCGACUUACCUGAGCAAUACCACAAAUUUGCUAAGGUCUUUGGGGAAGAAGAGUUCAAGGUCCUACCCCCCCAUCGGGAAUAUGAUAUAGCCAUUGACCUGAUUCCGGAUGCCAAACUCUCACCUGGGCCCAUUUACGGCAUGACUGACGCGGAAUCAAAGGCACUGAAACAACACAUUGAUGAGGAACUGGCAACGGGCAAGAUCUGCCCUAGUACUUCCUCGGCAGGUGCCCCGGUCAUGUUUGUAAAGAAGGCGGACGGGUCCCUCAGACUAGUUGUUGACUAUAGAAAGCUGAAUGACGUCACCCAUAAGAACGUAUACCCGUUACCAAGACAGGACAAUCUCAUGGCUAAACUCAGACAUGCCAAGAUCUUCACUAAAUUGGACUUACGCUGGGGGUAUAAUAAUGUCCAAAUCAAGGAAGGUGACGAAUGGAAAACGGCCUUCAGAACCAAAUAUGGCCUGUUCGAAUACCUAGUUAUGCCCUUUGGUCUUACCAAUGCCCCCGCAGCGUUCCAGCAUUUCAUGAACGACUUAUUUAGGGACCUCAUUGAUGUCACUGUGGUUAUAUACCUGGAUGAUAUACUGAUCUUCUCAGAGAAACCCGAAGACCACCCAACCCAUGUCAGGGAGGUCUUAUCACGGCUGAUGAAGAACCAGUUAUUCUGCAAACUCUCUAAGUGUCACUUCCAUGUCACAACCGUAGAUUAUCUUGGUAUCGUCAUCUCCCCAGCUGGGUUCUCAAUGGACCAAAAGAAGAUUGAGGCCGUCACUUCCUGGCCCACUCCCAAAACGGUCAAACAGGUUCAGGCCUUCCUAGGAUUUGUCAACUAUCUUAGACGUUUCAUUCCUAAUUUCAGCUUGGUUGCACGCCCCCUCCACAACCUCACCAAGAAGGAAACCCCCUGGUCAUGGGGUAACCUGGAGGAAGCAGCGUUCCAGGAACUAAAACUCCUUGUUACCCAGUCACCGGUCCUCAUCCAUUCCAACCCAAACCUACCCUAUUACUUGGAAACAGAUGCAUCGGGAUCGUUCUCAGGGGCAGAAGCAAACUAUGACACCCACGACAAGGAACUUCUGGCAAUCAUCAAGGCUUUGGAGGAAUGGAGAAUAUUCCUGGAGGCAACAGAAAAGCCGAUACAAGUUGUCCUAGACGUCUGUAAGGACGUCGAGGGUGCGGGCGCUUGUGGCCGUGUAACUACUACAGAGAACCGCUUAAGGCGGCGAUGGGUACCCUACAACGACGAACCAACUAUCUACGAUGACCGCGCGCUUUAA
Rhizoctonia solani is the source of this 1656-nucleotide messenger RNA. RefSeq names its product Retrotransposable element Tf2 protein. The coding region runs from base 1 to 1656 and encodes 551 amino acids. The transcript has 2 exons. NCBI's taxonomy places the organism in Eukaryota, Fungi, Basidiomycota, Agaricomycetes, Cantharellales, Ceratobasidiaceae. The record is from RefSeq and is a predicted model, not a curated record.